Molecule: messenger RNA, 2200 nt
Organism: Raphanus sativus (radish)
Lineage: Eukaryota; Viridiplantae; Streptophyta; Magnoliopsida; Brassicales; Brassicaceae
Exons: 14
Coding region: 411-1967 (518 amino acids)
Biological process (GO): glucosylceramide biosynthetic process
Cellular component (GO): membrane
Molecular function (GO): ceramide glucosyltransferase activity
Source: RefSeq, a predicted model, not a curated record
UUGUGGAGUGUUGCCUAAAUCUGAUAUAUUAUUUUUUUUCUUUACAACAAAUAUUAUAAAAAAAUAAAAAUAGUAAAUGUUAUGAAAAGGGAUGUGUCGAUGAUUGAAUGGUGAACCAAUAUUUUGAAAUAGCUUGUUCUCUCUGGAUUCUCGCUGCUCCAUCAAUGGCCCCAUCUCCCACAAUUUUCACGACUCUAAUUUAGUUUGGAGUUUCCCUCAGAGACGAUAGAUAGAUUGAGACACCAAUUUCAAAAUCUAGGGUUCCCUCAUUUCCCUCCUCCUCCUCCUCCAAUUGUUUUUAGCUUCUUCUUCUUCUUCUUCUUCUUCUUCUUAUCAUCGUCGUCGUCACGAAGAAGGGGAGGGGGGGGGGCGUGAACAGUCGGAGAGGCAGGGUGGGGGAAGCAAUCUAAAUGUCAACAACAAUGGACUCGAUUCUUUUCUAUCUCAGCAGAGCCUUCUGCACCCCUUUCUCCGUCUUCGUUCAGAUCCAGGGAUGUGUUAUAUGCUUACUCCUUGCUCUAGGCUGGUUAAUGGCUGCUUAUGUCAGGAACCGAGAGGUUAAGAGAAUCAAAAACAGCAUGAAAGCUGGAAACAGCUUUGCUUUCCUCUAUCAAGACAUCAACGAACUCGAGCACUCUAAACAGGCUCAACUCCCCAGGGUUUCCGUUAUCAUGCCUCUCAAAGGUUUUGGAGAACACAAUUUGCACAACUGGAGAAGUCAGAUUACGUCUCUCUAUGGUGGACCGUUGGAAUUCCUAUUUGUUUUAGAAAGUACUGAAGACCCUGCUUAUCAUGCUGUUUCCCGUCUCUUAUCUAUGCAUCAGGAUCAAGUUGAAGCUAAGGUUGUUAUUGCUGGUUUAGCUACGACUUGCAGCCAGAAAAUUCAUAAUCAGUUGAUUGGAGCUGAGAAAAUACACAAAGAUACCAAAUAUGUUUUAUUCUUGGACGAUGAUGUUAGUCUGCAUCCUGGAACAGUUGGAGCUCUCACUGCUGAGAUGGAGAAAAAUCCAGAGAUAUUUAUUCAAACUGGGUAUCCUCUAGACUUGCCCUCUGGAACUCUUGGAAGUUAUUGCAUCUAUGAGUACCACAUGCCUUGCUCAAUGGGAUUUGCAACUGGUGGGAGAACAUUCUUUUUAUGGGGAGGAUGCAUGAUGAUGCAUGCUGAUGAUUUCAGACAAGACCGCUAUGGUGUUGUCUCUGGCUUACGUGAUGGUGGAUACUCAGAUGAUAUGACACUUGCCUCUCUAGCAGGUGCUCACAAGAGGCUCAUUACAUCUCCUCCUGUUGCUGUUUUCCCUCAUCCUCUUGCAAGUGAUCUAAGCUUUGGACGGUACUGGAACUACUUGAGAAAGCAAACUUUUGUGCUAGAGUCUUACAUAUCCAAUGUUAACUGGAUAAUGAACAAGGUUUUGUUUGCCGUCCACUGUUACCUAUCAUGGGGUUUUGUUGCACCAUAUGUUAUGGCUGUCGUCCACAUCACAUCAGCUUUGAGAAUCUACAUCAAGGGCUAUCAUCAACUCGAAGACACGACCACUGCUUCUUGUGGUAUGUCUCUUGUUAUCAUGCUGGCAAUCUGCACCUUCAUCGAACUUCUUUCAAUGUGGAAUUUGACAAGACGAGAAGUGACGCUAUGCAAUUUGUUGUCCCCCGAGGCUCCCCGGCUCUCUCUUGCACCUUACAACUGGGGACUUAUAUUCAUAGCAAUGCUAGUGGACAACUUUCUAUACCCGAUCUCAGCAUUCCGUUCUCACUUUUCUCAAUCCAUAAACUGGUCUGGAAUUAGAUACCACUUGAGAAAUGGAAAGGUUUUCAAGAUUGAGAGAAGGAAUGAUAUGGUACCAGCAAAGACUGAUUUAGGAGGGAAACACUUGUAUGGUAAGAAGGGAGCCCCACAGAAAGCUUCCUUCUUAAGCUCAUUGGGAAGAAAUUUUGCUCACUGGCGACAGCCGAAGAAGUUUGAUCUUUAAAAAGUUCGGUUUUUUUCUUUUUAAUACAGUACAGUAGAGAAGCGAAGUUCCCAUUGAUUCUUUGAUAUGUUUUGUGAUUCUUUUUCCAGAGGAAGGGGAGGGGGAAGAUUUGGUCUUAUGUUUUUUUAUUAACCUUUUUUUUCCUUGGGUACAAAAUUAUUAUUGGUGAAGAAGAAAUGCAUUAUUCCCCUCUGGGAAAUUUUUAAUUUAUUGAUUUCGUUCUGUUUGUUUUA